Pochonia chlamydosporia 170 is the source of this 1848-nucleotide messenger RNA. RefSeq names its product arginine deiminase type-3. Lineage: Eukaryota; Fungi; Ascomycota; Sordariomycetes; Hypocreales; Clavicipitaceae. The record is from RefSeq and is a predicted model, not a curated record. The transcript has a single exon. Gene Ontology annotation, molecular function: protein-arginine deiminase activity; calcium ion binding. Gene Ontology annotation, cellular component: cytoplasm. The coding region runs from base 1 to 1848 and encodes 615 amino acids.
AUGCGCCACCUCACGUUUGUUUUGCUGAACAUUUUCGGUAUUCAACAGGCUGUUUUGGCUGCUCGAAACGAAUCAAGCAUUCAAUGCGGCAUACUUGCCGACACGAACCGGGAUGGCAUUGUCGACGACUUGGAUAGAGACCAUAAGCAUAUGUGGACGUCCAACUACGGCGCAAUUUUUCUUCCCAACAUUGGCGAUGAGCAUCGACGGUGCGCAAUUCGUGAUGGGACCGGCAUAUCCUUCAGUAACGAGGAACUCGCCGCGUGUAAUGAUGCGACGGGAGAUAGACUUAUCACAACCCGUUAUGCGGCAAAGCUACGAACAGAUCCGGUCCAGGGUCUGUCUGGAGAUGCGGUCGGAAAAAUAUACACGGAUCCUCCCUCGUCACUUUCCCGCGUUCGAGUAUUCUGGCUGCACGGCAAUAGCCCCAAUGUGUCCUCAGACUGGACUUUGGUGCAACCGGAACUGUCCUUUAACUCUACAGCCCUUUCAAAAGGACUGAUUCUCGCAAUCGAUGGAAGGGAGUUAACUACGGGUACCAACGACUGGAAUGGAAGAGUUGAUAUUGUUUUCAAGGUUACCGAUUCUGGACGAACAGCAACCGACUUCGUGGCAAUGAGACAGGCACCAAUUCUGGUCCACCACCACCUGCACAAGACAGAGACUGUUGUUACACUCCAAACGAGACAAGGCGUAUCCAAAUGGCAAGCACCCUUUGUAGAGAAACUGCGUGGUGUUCUUGGGAAUUUAGAUUCUCAGCCAUCGCUGCUUGUGCUCAACAAUAGCUACGAUGUUUGGGGUCAAGACUUUAUGGAACCUGCAUUCGCAAGCAUGCCAGGUCCAAAUGGCCCUGUUUCUCUUCGAGUGCUUCUCCGCUCUCCGCAGUCAACUAGACGGAAUGGACGAAAGGUGUUCGAGCAGCUUCGAGGUCCCGGAGUGGGAGGUUGGCAGCCCGGUCUUGGAACUGGUUUUGGAUGGGAAGAGAUUAACUCUGGCGGUAACAUGGAGACUAUUCCGCCUUACGUUUCCCGAUCGGGAGUCCGCUAUCGCAACGGUCGGGUUCUGCUCGGAAAGCACUUUGAUACCUACCCUGCCCAGUCUUGGAUCGAUUUUCUGGAGUCCCAAGGGGAGCAGCCACCCCUGUUUCUUGAGGCUGGCUGGCUUGUUGCCGGCCACAUUGAUGAGAUGGUCCAGUUCUUGCCCUACAACAAUACUCUCGGUUUCAAGAUGGCAGUGCCAGACAUGAGGUCAGCUAUCGCAACUCUAAAAAACCUAAACAGCACCGGCCAUGGUGCGGUGCCAGCACUGAGCUAUGAUGGAGAUAUGACCCCUGACACAGACGCUAUUUUUCUCGACCCUAGUGUUCGAAACAAGACCGUCAGUUCUCUGUUGUCAGAUGAACGAUUCAUCUGGGUCAAUGAGUAUGCCCAAAAAUAUGUGGACAGCAAUCUGUCUAUAUUGCUAAGAGAACUGCCAAUCGAAGACAGCGAUGUCAUUCGUGUGCCAACGUUAUGGAAGGAUAAUACGUAUCCCUGGCCCCGGAGCCCUGAUGGUAUUCCCACACGACUUCGCCGAGCAUAUCCUGGCCAGAGACAGCUGCAAACGUUUCAUCCAUCGGCUGUGAAUGGAAUUGUACUUGGUUCAGACUAUGUUGCCCCGAAGCCAUGGGGCCCAUUGGUGGAUGGGAAAGAUGUCUUGGAGGAUGCCAUCCGUGCUGCGUACGCCAGUGCAGACAUGAAAACCGUGUUUAUUGAUAAUUACAUGUCACAUCACGUUCGAGGUGGCGAAGUUCAUUGCGCAACAAAUACCCUCAGAGACACAAACAUUGCUUGGUGGACAAUGAAUUGA